UAAUAAAUACAUUUGUUCUUCAGUUUUGCAGGGGAAAAGCGCUUGAUUGAAGCCUCCUGCCUCAAUUGUGCCAAGAUUUGGCCCCAGGACUUUCUCAGUCAAGGGAAUGGAGUUGGCAGCAAACCCAAUAAAAGACCAGGAAUUUGCUGGUGCCAAACUGGAAAGGGGACUGGAAGGAGCAGGAAAAUCCAGAAGUGGGACUGACCCUGAAUACGUGACAGGCCAGCCAGGAUGGAGAGUAUCAUGGAAAGGAGAAGGUAAUCCAAGGAAGGGGAGGCAAGAGCGCUGGAAAGCCCAGUGGCAGCACUUCCUGGAAUCCCAAGGGGCAAAUCUGAUGAUGACGGAGGUUUCUCCCUGGGAAGACACAAAGGCCUUUCUCACUUCGUUUGAGCAAGUGGCUGAAGCCUGCCGGUGGCCUCGUGCGGAGUGGGUGGCUUGUCUCUUGCCGGCCCUGAGUGGAGAAACCGAAGAGGCCUUUCACAGCCUGGAAGCCAAAGACCAAAAAGACUAUGGGAAGCUGAAGGCCGCCAUUUUGAGAGGAGAAGCCUUGAGAACGGAGGCGCAGCGCCUGCAUUUUCGGCAGUUCUGCUGCCAGGAGGUGGGGGAUCCCCGGAGGAUCCAUACCCACCUCCAGGAGCUUUGCUGCCAGUGGCUGAAGCCGGAGAGACACACCAAGGAGCAGAUCCUGGAGCUGCUGGUCCUGGAGCAGUUCCUGGCCAGCCUCCCGCCUGACCUCCAGAGCUGGAUCCGGGCAGGAGGGCCGGACACGUGUUCCCAGGCAGUGGCUCUCCUGGAGGACUUCCUGAUGAAUCAACAGGACAGGACUGAGAGCUCCCCGGUAAGUUUAAAGGAGGAGCCGGUCGACUUUGUCAUUGCCGAGAAAAAGCCCUUGAAUGCGGCCCAGAGACCAGUUCGUGGGGAAGCAGAGCAAAAUGUGGAGAUCGGCUUGCAGGGUGAGACUUCAUGGAUCUCUUGUGCUUUCUGCCGUCCUCCUGUUUGUGGGACGCUUGGCUGCCGACCGAUGAAAAGUAGGACUGGCCGAGGUGCCUUUGUGGCCGAGGCCACUUUGACAAACGGAGUUUGAAUGCAAGGGACCGGAAGAGCUGCACCCCCUGUACCAAAAAUCAGGUGCAUGUUUGG
Candoia aspera is the source of this 1140-nucleotide messenger RNA. Its product is annotated as SCAN domain-containing protein 3-like. NCBI's taxonomy places the organism in Eukaryota, Metazoa, Chordata, Lepidosauria, Squamata, Candoiidae. The record is from RefSeq and is a predicted model, not a curated record. The transcript is spliced from 3 exons. Bases 107 to 1084 code for a protein of 325 amino acids.